Molecule: messenger RNA, 699 nt
Organism: Aureobasidium uvarum
Lineage: Eukaryota; Fungi; Ascomycota; Dothideomycetes; Dothideales; Saccotheciaceae
Source: the annotation of a GenBank genome assembly
AUGCUCGCCAGCAGCCAGAGCAAGGCAGCCACCAUGAAGACCGCUUCGAGCACCUCAGGACACACCCGAAAGUCGAGUCUAGGAACUGCAGUAUCGACCUGGUCUCGCAACUCCCGCUACACACUGCGCGUUCCACUCGUUGGUCGCCAAAUCUAUGUCUCAUCGCGUCAAGCCUGUCGACAAGUGGAGUCGGUUCUCUACAUCCCCUCGAUGUUAUAUCGCAGUUUCGCCGAAUUGGAGCGCGAGGUCUGCAGCGCGAUAUUCGGAGCUUUGUACGAGCAAGGCGAAAGGACAAGCUUUGCCAUGUCGGUCGAAAUGGAACUUCUAUACCACGUCCAGGAUGGGNGUUACCUAUCACCCAAGCGCGAAAGAUUUAUGCUGGAUGAGGACAACUGGGAAGAGGGCUUGGAACUUGUCAUGUCGGGCGAAGCCAAGAAGGCAGAGCUGAGAGCGAACUGGCAUGGCUCGAAGGGGUCAGGACAACUUUCCAAGACCAUGUCGACCACACAGACGCCCUCGAAUUUCCCGGUACACAAGAACAUGCAGCUAGCAGUACGGAGCCUUACCAGGACUAGCAGCAACAGCCCGAGACGUUCAGAGACCAUGUCGACCAGAAGGAGCUCGAGAAGUGAACGCGAUAACAGCCCGGUCAGCAGAGCGGACAGUGGCCUGGGCCAGAUGGCAGGAGUGUCGAAGUGA